GUAACACUGGCUAUGGUAGUAUCCAGUGAUGAUAGUAGCGCGAUGUCUAAUUUGUCAGUGGGAUUUGAUAAGCCGUAGUGUUUAUGUUUACAUUGUUUGUUGUGAUAGGUUGUGGGUAGAAUUAUCUGUAAAGUUACAAUGAGCAGAUAUUCAAGUGACUCAAACUCUAGUCGAGGAGAAGAUCAUUAUCGGAAGAAAAAAAAGUCAAAUAGAAGUGGAGGAAGGUCAAGAAGCUGUUCAUACUCCAGCAGUGACAGUAGUUAUUCUAAACGGCACUCACGAAAGCACAAGAAGGGAAAACAUCACCACUCUCAUAGUAGGGAUCAUUAUGGCAAAAGAAUGCUCAAUGACCAGUCACACUCAAAAAAUAGGACCCAUAGCAGGCGAUCCAGAGAGAGAUCAAGGUCACUAUCAAGAGAGAGAUCACAUGACCGUAUAAUAUCCAGAUCUAAAAAGAAGGUUAAAAGGCAUUCUAGGUCCCGAUCUCCAUCAAAGUCCAGACACAGAUAUAGAUCUUACUCGAGAUCACUAUCGAAAGACAAAUCGAGAUCACGUUCACGUUCCGUACAGAGAUCUCUGUCACAGAGUUCGAGAGACUCCCAGCUGUAUACUAAAAUGAAGACAGAGAAACAAGAUCAAAAAGAAAACAGUGAAGUUAAUGAAGGACAGAAAGAAAAUGGAAAAAGUUUGAAAGAGCAAAUUACAGAAAGUGCAGAAAAGAUUCUCGGGAUUACUGUUACAGGAAUCACUUCUCUGGGACCAUCACAAAGUGUUUUGGACAAAUUGAAUAGUCCUGGAUUUGAGCAGAGAUCAUUUGUAUCAACAAAAUCUGCUGGGAGAAUAGCGGAUAAAGCACUGGAAGUUGAAGUAGAAGCACCUGCUCCGCCACUGAUAACAAAUGAUGAUGAUCCAAAAAGUAUAUUUCACUCAAGAGUCAGUAUCCUCACUGAAUGACUUCAGAGAAUCCGGAGAGACUUAACAAAAUAUCCACUUUAUGUAAUUGAAGGCAACCCCCUCUAUAUGUGGAUAAGUUCAAAGUAAUGCCUGUAACGGAGAGAGAACCUCAUAGUAUAUAGUAUCAGACUGCAAGAUCGGUGGUUGACAUUGUGACCAUGUCACACUAUACUAUUAUUUUGGAGUAUUACUGAGGAGCAGUAUGUGUGUGGUGCUCUCACAAAAACAGAUUUGUUGGAACCGUUCGGUGAAGGAAGUUAAAAACAAGAUGUUAGUAUAACAAAGUCUAGAUCGAUUAAGCAUGACAGUAGACAUAAGAUGGAUACAGAGACAUGUUACUAGGAUCAUAACAGGUCAGAAUAGCCCAUUGCAUUAGUUUAAAAGAAAUUCUCAAGAAACUUAAAACUGAAUAUCUGGAGGGAAGAUAACAGUUCUCACAAAACCUUGUUGGAUAAAUUCAGAGAAACAAGACUGCAUAGCGGUAAUAAAACACCCUGAGGAAGGCCAUUUGCAACAGUGGCAGAAGCAUCUGAGAAUUUUAUAUAUUGUGUUUACAUACCCUGAAAAAUUAUAUUGACAGUGACAAAGGCCGCGAAUGGAAUAGGACAAAAAUAGGCAAUACUGUUACAAAGUACAAUAGACCUGUAUUACACAGCAAAACUCCUUUGCUUACCAUGUCACAUCACAUAGGCUUCUGUCAGAGAGAAAAUUAAGUACAAGAUUGGAAUAGGAUCUCUAAACAGUCACUUAUGUUAGGAGAAUAUCUUUAACCCUUAAAUCUGUAAAAUCUGCAGUGCAAAUUGCAGUUGAUGCUGAAAAAUUGACAAUUGUCUAAAUAUCCAUUUAAAAAGAUCAAACCUUUUGGUUUUAUUGAAGUGCCUGCUUAGUGUUAGGAAACAGAUUCCAAAUAUAUAUAUGAGAGGGAGAGGGAGGUACCAGCAGAAAUGAAGUGGUGAGGGUAAGUUGUGAAUUGGUCCUAGAUAGCUGUUGACAAAAGAGCAUUACUCUCUUAAAGGCACAGUUUCAUGCUCAAGCCCUGGUUCAGCAUACAGUUUUAAUAAGUCAGGAAGCUUGAAAUUAAUACUCCACUUAUCACAAUGAAGAAAAUGAGCCCAUUUAUGGUGAUUUUGGGGUUUUUGAGAUAGUCUGCACAUUUGCAAUUAACGCUGUGUACAGUGGUGCCUAGUAACCAGGAGAUCCCAGUCUGCCACAUAUUUUCACUGCAUUAACUCCCGAUGCAGCUGAUACCAGUUUCUUCCCUUUCCUUUCCAUUCUCCCCCCCCCCCCCCCUUCAAUGUACAAUAUAAACACCUACUUAAUAAUUAUCAGAAAGCUCUCUUCACUGAAACUGGUGCACUUGUAGUGAUUUAUAUGCAAAUAUUCCAGAAAAUGAUCUCUGGUCUACAAAAAUUAAUAGACUUAUUGUUUCCAUACUUACAAUCUGCUGUGGAACUAGAUUUUUUAUA
Schistocerca piceifrons (Central American locust) is the source of this 2420-nucleotide messenger RNA. Its product is annotated as serine/arginine-rich splicing factor 4-like. Lineage: Eukaryota; Metazoa; Arthropoda; Insecta; Orthoptera; Acrididae. The coding region runs from base 139 to 954 and encodes 271 amino acids. The transcript is spliced from 6 exons. The record is from RefSeq and is a predicted model, not a curated record.